Molecule: messenger RNA, 15168 nt
Organism: Stomoxys calcitrans (stable fly)
Lineage: Eukaryota; Metazoa; Arthropoda; Insecta; Diptera; Muscidae
Gene: Slik
Product: serine/threonine-protein kinase 10
Exons: 12
Coding region: 364-5319 (1651 amino acids)
Biological process (GO): protein phosphorylation
Molecular function (GO): ATP binding; protein serine/threonine kinase activity
Source: RefSeq, a predicted model, not a curated record
AAUACACAUAUUUAGUGAUGUAUUACACUCCUGAAAAGUCAAGAAAAGAAAGGCCGUCUAAUUAAAACCAUUUAGCAUUAGCCGUGAACACAUUCGAUUUCAGAAAAAAGUGCCAGCAAAAUCCACGGCGUUUUCUUUGUCACUUUUUAGAGAACUUUAAAAAAAGAAUUACCCGAACUUAAGAAAGGAAAUUGAAAAGAAAAACAAUAAGUUAAAGAACAUUACAAGACUGGAAAUACAUGUUCAUGUGUGUAUAAAAUUUUGAUGUCCGGAAGAGCGUGAUUUUACAGAUUUAAAUGGAUCGAAGAUAGUCAUCACCAACAGUGUAUAAGACUUUGCAACAAAACAUUUCAUUUAGUGAGAAUGUCGUUCAUUAACAACCUAAAAAAGGUAUUCCACUUGGGAAGCGGUGAAACCAAGAAAAAACGUCAUGGCAAUAACAUUAAAAUGGAUACCGAUCCAGCCGAUGUGUGGGAAAUCGUUGGCGAACUCGGGGAUGGGGCGUUUGGUAAAGUUUACAAGGCGCAACAUAGAGAAACAAAACAUUAUGCCGCCGCCAAAAUGUGCAUAUUGGAAGCAGUAGCCGAUCUAAGUGAUCACAUGGUAGAAAUAGAUAUAUUAUCGGAAAUAAGACAUCCAAAUAUAGUUGAAUUAUACGAAGCAUUUUUUGUUGAGCUCAAACUAUGGAUGCUAAUUGAAUAUUGCGACGGAGGAGCUUUGGACAGCAUAAUGGUAGAAUUGGAGAAACCUCUGAACGAGCCACAAAUCGCAUAUGUGUGUAAGCAUAUGACGGAGGGUUUGGACUUUUUACACAAAAAUAAAGUAAUUCACCGCGAUUUAAAAGCUGGGAAUGUUUUGCUAACAAUGGAAGGUGGAGUUAAGUUAGCUGACUUUGGAGUUUCUGCUAAAAAUAAACACACACUCCAAAAGCACGAUACUUUUAUUGGAACGCCUUACUGGAUGGCCCCUGAGCUGGUUUUAUGUGAGACUUUCCGUGAUAAUCCUUACGAUCAAAAAAUCGACAUAUGGUCAUUAGGCAUUACGCUAAUAGAAUUAGCUCAAAUGGAACCGCCUAAUAGUGAAAUGUCUCCAAUGCGAGUUCUUUUGAAGAUACAAAAAAGCGACCCGCCUCGGUUGGAUCAGCCUUCAAAAUGGAGCAAGGAAUUCAAUGAUUUUUUGAAGAAUUCUCUAGUAAAAGACCCUCAUCAGCGGCCAUCAACUGACAUCCUUUUGCAACAUGACUUUAUAAAUCGUGAUCUAGAUGCCAAACCUAUUAAGGACCUUUUACUUGAAUAUCGAGCUGAAGUCGUCGAAGAAGUUGUUGAUGAUGAAGCAGAGGAACCCCGCAAUUCAGCGCUCCCACUCGACUUGGACGAUGAUUCCGUAUCAGUGCAGAGCCAAGACAUCGACAAACUUUCAGGUACUCUUGCAUCAAAAGAACAACAGCAACCAAACAAUUUACAAAACACAUAUUUUACGGCACAAGAUGCUGAAAACAAACUUACUGCAACAAAUGACUCCACUUCAAUACCACAAAGCAAAAUGCCAUCUGAAGAGGAGACAGAGUCCUUGGAAAAAUCGAAGGCUUUGGCUAUCAAAUCCCAGCGUACACCUCUACUACAAAAAAUUCCUGAAGAUAUUGCCGUGUCAGAUGGUGAUAAGAUAUUGCCCAUUUCGACUGAUGUCGACAAAAAGAUUAUAAAGAGAGAAAAGGGUAAAGCUCCUCCUCCGCCGGCUAUUAUAAAACCAAAGGAUAUUACAGUCCAAAUGACGUCAGAAUUCUCCACAAAAUUGAGCGAAAAUGAAGAAGAUAUUUUAAGCCCACUGCCAAAGAAAGUUGAAGAGAAAAUUGAGGGGUAUGAAGAUAAAAAUCGUCGUAUUGUGGAUGGCUCUAAAUCGAGCGAUGUUGAAGCAAUGUCCCCACCAUCACCCGAAUCGUCGACAUCGACUUCAUCUUUACAUUCGGUAGAGUCAUCAGCGAAAAGCUUGAGUGGUGCUGCGCCAGUUAUGUCCUCCAGCACGUCUAUGAUAACAAUUAAUAGUGAUACAUCCACCUCACCGUCGCGAUGUGCUUCAGAUUCAUUUGUCGUGUCGCAAAAUGUUAUCUUGCCAAACAGUUUAGAAGCAGGUACGAGACAAAUCACCGUGGUGACAAGUACCCAUCCACCAGUGGUCAUAGAUAACACCCAACCAUUGCCAUCUGGAGAUUCAUAUCAAAAGUCUAUUAACGAUGUUGUUAUUGUGUCAAAUAAUCAAAAUAAAUCAAUGCAUAUACUUGAUUCGUCAACAGAUGACGACUAUCCAUCAAUGGACGAAAGUCUUGGUGCGUCUUCACCCCCACAUAAACAGUCGUCGAUGAUAGUCACCCUUAACACUGAGCUAAGUACAAGCGAAGAAACUGACAGAGGCUUUUCAUCUCUUCGCCCAAUGCCAUCUCAUGCACGAAAAUUGGAUGAAAGCGAAGUUUUAAUAGUAAGCCCAUCGUUUGCCAACGAAGAUGAUUCUGCGUACAACACGCCUUCUGAAAGUCACCACGACAAUAGUUGUGGACAGCAAUUACUCGAUACAAGUCAUGUAUCCGUAGUAACGGUUGGUGAUGAAAUACGUGUAAAGGAUAGCAGUAACUUAGCAAUAACUAAAGCGGGAAAAAAUAUGAAUGAGUCAUCGCCUGUGGCAAGUGAUAACAAAAUUAAUGGAAAAUUUUCCAAAAGUCAACAGAUUCCCAUUCUUGAUUCUGAUGAUAUAAAUAUUGUUGUAAAUCGACUAAAAAAACCAGAACCUAUAAUAUCGCAAACGGCAGGGGACGGAAGUGAAACGGGAUCCAUUAGGUCGAGUAGUGGUAGCAGUAACAAAUUACAACGACGUGGAGCUGAGGUUAAAAUUGCUGUAUCUGUGGACAAAAGUGAUGCGGAGAGUGUUUGCACAACUGCUAGUCAUGACAGCCGAGUCGAGGUUGAACCCGAAGCCGAUGGAGCUGUUCUUUCUAGAAAAGAUAGAAUGGAUGACGACGAUGUUAUUAUCCGACGUAAGCCUGGUUACAAGAGUGGAUAUGGCGUGUCUUCUGGACUUACGAAGGAAGAAAUUGAGUUAAAAAAUCUGCGAAAAAAGACACGAAAGCGCACACGAAAGUUUGAAAUUGACGGAGUGCAAGUGACUACAACUACAAGUAGGGUAAUAUAUGGCGAUGAUGAAACCGGACGUCUGUACGAUGAUCACGUUUUUCGAAAACAAGAGCUAAGAGAACUUAAGAUGUUGCAAAAACAAGAGAAAAAACAACAAACUGACCUGCAGCUUAAGGAGCAAAUCGGCAAAGAACAACAAGAUCGCCGUUUUGAACAAGAAAGGACUUCCCUCGAAAAAACAUACGAAGCCGAUAUGGAUGCUCUGGCUCGCCAGCACAAACAAUUAAUCGAAAAAACAGAACAAUCUCAGGAACAUGAGCUGCGUUCGUCGUCCAAACGAAUACGUGCAGAGCAGGAGAAAGAGCUCAAAAUCUUCCGGGAAAAUCUUAAACAAGAAAUACAUUUACUUAAGCAGGAAGUCGAUCUACUGCCGAAAGAUAAGAGAAAAGACGAAUUCAAACAGCGCAGAUCCGCUAUGGAAUUGGAUCAUGAAGAAAAAGAAAGGUCCUUCUUAGACUCUUUAAAAGAACGCCACGAACUGCUCUUACGACGUCUAAGUGAAAAACAUCGAGACCAUCUGGCCACUAUUCAUAGAAAUUUUUUACAACAGAAACAGAAUGCUAUGCGGACGAGGGAAGCGCUAUUGUGGGAAUUGGAGGAGAAGCAAUUACAUGAAAGACAUCAACUUUCAAAACGACAUGUAAAAGAAAUGUGUUUUAUGCAACGCCAUCAAAUGAUUGUUAGACACGAGAAAGAAUUAGAUCAGGUGAAGCGAAUGUUGCAACGCAAAGAGGAGGACUUGGUAAAAAAACAGGCUUUGGAAAAAAGAGCGCUGCCAAAGCGCAUUAGAGCAGAACGUAAAGCAAGAGAAUUAAUGUUCAGAGAAUCCUUACGUAUAUCAUCCAAUCUCGACCCAGAUGUCGAACGCGAUAGGCUGAAAAAGUUCCAAGAACAAGAUAAAAAAAGGUAUACCCAAGAAGAGCGAAGAUUCGAAAUUAAACAUCAAAAACAACUGGAAGAAUUGAGGGCAACCAGGGAGACCACUAUACGGGAACUCGAACAACUCCAAAAUGAGAAGCGCAAAGCUCUUGUUGAACAUGAACAUGCUAAAUUGGCGCAAAUAGAUGAUCGUCUAAAGGCCGAGCUGCGAGAGUGGAAAGAUCAGUUGAUACCACGAAAACAGAAAAUGAUCGAGUCUUUUAAUACAGUUCUCAAUGAUUUUGGGCGGCGUUAUGGAUAUGUAGAAUGUGAAAGGAACUUCAUUGAAGCGAUGAAAAGCCCGUUUGAGCUGCCAAGCCAUUUGGUCGGAAUAUUUAAUGACAUACCCCGCAUAGUACCUAAGGGAGUAUUUCUAAAUAAUUCUCAGCAAAUGCUUCGGUCUAGAACUUUGUCAAUGUUUUCACCGGGGAUAAGUUCAAAUUUCCGUAGUUCUGUGCCAGAUCUCAGCAAAAGCGUGCCCAAUACUCCCAUACUUAUUAAACAGCAAUGUCCAAAGACUUCAAAUGAACUACCAGUUGGAACAUCUUCCAUGCCUCGGCCAAGUUAUAAUACCACCACGAAUGCGCCAACUAAAUUGAAUUAUUCCAGAAAUCCAAGUCUAAAUUAUAAUAUAAUGCCUUCUGAUGGAAAUCAAUUUAUGGAAACGGAAGAAGAUUUAGUUGAAAUCAAAACAUCGCCUAUUUCAAAUGUAACCCAAACUAUUAAAGAAGAAGUCAAUCCCGUUUUAACAACAUUUGGAAAUUCACAUUUACAAACCAAAAUUGAUACUCGUGAAUAUUCCGAUGACAGUGCAUUUAAUAGGUUUGACAGAAAAUCUUUAGCUUCGGAUAAAGAUAUAACAAAUUUACGAGUGGAUACUCGUCCACUUUUGCAUCCGUCGUCGUCGUUUACGAUUAAAAGACCAUCAAUUUUACCUGAAAGAAGUUCUUCCAUGUCCGCAUCUAUUUCUCUUCACAACUUACCUGAAGGAUUUUCGGCGCCUACAUCCGAUAGCAAUGUGGCAGCAGAAAAGGCUGCAGCUCUACUAAAUGAUGUUGAUCCCUUACUUCGCGCUACGUUGCGACGUUCUCAAACACACGAAGAUGGAAAGCCGUACGAAGGAUUCCUACUUCAAAGGGCACCAAGAUUUACACUACCGCGAAUUGUGCCGAAACCAACAAAUAAUCAAAACAUUAAAGAUGAAGAUUCUAUGGCGUAGUCUUUACCAUUAUACUAAUUUUCCUAUACAUUUUCGUUAUUGUGCUCCCUCACUCCAAAUAAUUUACAAGCAGCCAUUAUUUUAGCUUAAUGCAGUAAUGCAAUAGUAUUGACAUUAGUAAUAUUCCCUGCAACUGGAGCCCCCAGAUUUAGGUCGUGAAUAUGUUUCCAAAAAUCGCGACUUAAAUCGACAUUCAAAUUACUCAUACGUUAUAAACGCAGGUUAUAUUGCUUGAGUAUAAUAGUAUUAACUUUUUACUAACAUAAUUGCUAACGUAACAUUAACAAACCCUAACAUUUUACAUAUAUGAGCCAAUUACUAAAACCAACAUGCAGUUUUGUUAUUGAGAAGAACCCAUUUUUCAAGUUCAAUGACCUUUUGUCUACAUACCUGCGUUCAUUAUCUGUGUUUUCUAAACGCUUCGUAAACACGAUCAGUUUGCGAUCUAUCAUCGUUACAUACAUAUAUUCUUGUGGUCACAGUAGUCUUUGAGUUAAAUAAACGAGAGAAACAUUCCACAAAGUGACCCAAAAUAAUUUAAAAUCUACAAAAAUAUACCAGUAGGGACAAUCAGAAAAUCUCCGAACUAAAACUAGUAAAAGCAAGAGCACAACAAUGGCAAACCACCCUCUUUUUCGAGUAUAUCAGUAUUAUAAAAUUCCUCCUCAUUGCCGACACUGCUAAAGAAAAGGUCCCUUAUCGUUGAACCAACAAUUUUAUUGGGAUUUUGCAUCUGUUCAGUUUGAAUAUCAGUUAGUUUUGAAUAUUAAUAGCGUUUCCACAUUUACUACCAUUACAAAUUAUAGAAAUUUCUAUGGCAAAACGGCUAACAUAGGAGGAGCUUAACCUAAUAUAUAUGUCAUGUAAAACCCAUUCCGUUGUCAUAUCAAAGAAAAUUCGUCAUGUUUUAGUUUGGCCAAUUCUUUUAAUAAUACAAUAUCUGGUCGGCCCUGUGUAUUUAUACUCACACUCUAAUGAAUCCAGAAUUUCGUCUGGCUGUCCAACGGUUGCAAUCACGCUACUGCCUCCAAAAAUUGAGAUAUUGAGCGAGAUAAAAGCGCAAUUAUUCCCCGAUAAAAAGGAGGUCCCUUAUCAAUGAGGUUAAACUUGAAUCGGUCAGCACUCACUAUUAUGUGAGAUGUUUGCCCCUGUUCCAUAAUGGAAUGUUCUUGGGUAGAUUUGCGUUAUACUGGUCCCCCCUUUUUUGGACAGUGUAUUAUAACUUUGUGCAUUUGUUUGCAAUGCUUAGAAGCAAAAGAGCUAGACCCAUUGAUAAGCAUACCGAUCGGCUUUGAAUCACUUCCUGAUUUUAUUUAGCUAUGUCCGUCCGUCUGUUCUUGUAUUCUUGUAAUCAUGUUACAGGUCGCAUUUAUUGUCCGAUUGUCAUGAAAUUUUGCACAAAUCUCUUUUUUGGCUAUUGAUUUUGAAAAAAAUCGGUUUAGAUGUAGAUAUAGCUCCCAUAUUAUCUUUCAUCCAAUAUGGCCUUUUAUGUCUGUAGAAGCCUCAAUUUGAGUCCGAUCUUUACAAAAUUUUGCAAGAGGUGCUUUGUCUUGUGCAAACGUCUUUGUAUGUGUGCAAAAUUUCAUAAAAAUCGGUUCAGAUUUAGAUAUAGUUCCCAUAUAUUGUAUAUCUUUUAUUAGAUAUGGCCUUUUAAGGCUGUAGAAGCCACAAUUUUGGUCCGAUCUUAACAAAAUUGGGCACGGGGUGUUUUAUUUCAAAUUUAGAUAUAGCAUCCAUAUAUAUCUUUUAUCCUAUAUGGAGUUUAAAGCCUGUACCAGCCACAAUUUUGGUCUGAUCUUUACCAAAUAUGGCAUGGGGUGCUCUAUAUGACGUCUUCAUAUGUGUGCAAAAUGUCAUAUAAAUCGGUUCAGAUUUAGAUAAACGUUCCAUAUAUAUCUUUCAUCCGAUUUGACUUUUAAGGCUGUAGAAGCCACUAUUUUAGUCCGAUCUUAACAAGAUGUAGUACUUACUUACUUUAAUUGGCUAUGACAGAAUACUUGUUCCAUUAGCCGAACGUAGAAUAGCGUUUCAAGCGCUUCGAUCUUCUGCGCUCAUUCUCUGACACCAAGUUUCGAGGUGUCUCCCACAACUUGAUCUUUCCAUCGGGCUUUUGGACCUACCCAACGCAGCCGUUGUAUUUUGAUGCGUGUAACUAUGCUAUCGUCGUCAUACAGCUCAUGAUUCAUACGUCGCCUAUAUUCUCCAUUUAGGAAGAAUCUUUCUCUCAAGUACUCCAAGCACUGUCUCAUCUGCUUUCACAAGUACCCAUGCUCCAGAACCGUAGCACGGGUAGUAUCAGUGUCUUGUAUAGUGUUAUCUUCGUCUGUCGAGAGGUGGUCUCAUUUCUAAACUGCUUACUUAGUCCAAAGUAGCAUCUGUUUGCCAGUAUUAUUUUUCGCUUAAUUUCGAAACUGGUGUCAUUUGUUCCGGUUACGGCGGUGCCGAGGUAGAUAAAGUUACUGACUGUCUCAAAGUUGUGGUUCCCAACUUUCUCCAUUUUCUUUACCUGCUCGGUUGUGCAAGUUUUUUUGGGAGUUGAAACCAUCCAUUUCGUCUUAUCUCCAUUUACUGCCAGAUCCAUUUUCACUGACUCUUUCGAUUCUUUUAAAGGCUGCAAUUACUACUUCCGAUGACCGACGUAUGAUAUCGAUGUCGUCUGCAUAGGCGAGUAGCAUGUGUUCUCUUGUGAUUAGUGUGCCAUAUCUAUUCACAUCUGCAUAUCGUUUAAUCUUCUCCAGCAUGAUAUUAAAGAGAUCGCACGAUAGGCUGUCUCCUUGUCUGAAACCUCGUUUGGUAUUAAAUGUUUCGGAGAGAUUCUUUCCUAUUCUUACUGAGGAGCGCGUAUCAGCAAAUGUCAUCCUGCAGAGUCUUUAUUUUGCAGGGAUACCAAACUCUGACAUGGCUUGAAACACCUUUGAACGUAAAGGAGUAUCGAAGGUGGCUUUGUAGUCAACAAAGAGAUGGUAGGUGUUGAUUUGUCCUUCUCGGGUCUUUUCCAGGAUUUGGCGCAGCGUGAAUAUCUGGUCUAGGGUGGAUUUACCAGGUCUAAGCCGAAUUGAUAGGGCCCAAUUAUCUCAUUGACUUUAAUCUUUUUUCAUUGGUUUUAAUCUUUCACACAGUACGCUCGAGAGUAUCUUGUAUGCGAUUGGGAGGAGACUUAUUCCUCUGUAGUUGGCACAUUCCGUCUUGUGUCCUUUCUUGUGUACGGGGCAUAGUAUGGUGAGGUUCCAAUCAUCGGGUAUGCGUUCUUCUAGCCAGACUGCGCAGAUAAGUUGAUGCAUACGCCUUAUCAGCGUGUCGCCUCCUGUCUUAAAUAGUUAAGCAGGUAACCCGUCGGCUCCUGCUGCCUUGUUGCUCUUUAGUCGGGUCACUGCUACUUGGACCUCAUUCUGACUAGAAGGUAAACGUUCUAUACCAUCAUCAGGGAUUGGUUCUGCGGUAUCCUCUUCGCCGCCAACGUCGGACACUAGCAGUUGGGUAAAACGUUCUUUGCAUAUCGUCAGCAUGUUAUCUGUGUCAGUUACCAGAUUUCCUUCUUUGUCUCUGCAGGAGGAUGUGCCUGCACCAAAGCCAUCGGUUUGAUGAUUAAUUCUUUGGUAGAAUUUCCGGACUUCAUUCUGACUCCUGUACAUCUCAAUUCGCUUACACUCACGUCUUUCCAGUUCCUUUUUGCUUUCUGCGGAAUAGACGUUUCUCCCCUCUCCUUUUCUCCCGAGACCUCUCCUUCAUCUGGCGCGUUGCUACUGAUCGCAGGGUUGCUCUAUAUGCCGCAUUCUUGGCUUCAGUAGCAUCUCGCCACUCUUGGAGUGGGCAAAAGUUUGCCACUGCGCCAUUAUAUCAUCGGAACAAGGAGUGCUUUCAUCAAGCAGUUGUGUCAGUCGAGUGGAGUAUGCCGCUCUUAUUUGUUGUGUUUGCAGCUUUUCAAUGUCAUACUUCCGUGCAGUGGCAGAUCGUGCUUUCCUCGCCUUGUUCAAACGGGUGCGAACCUUUGCUGCAACAAGGUAAUGAUCCGAAUUUAUAUUCGCUUCACGGAUCGAUCGUAUAUCUAACCCGCUGGAUGAAUGCCUUCCACCUAUCACAACGUGAUCAAUUUGGUUUCUCAUGUUUUGAUCGGGUGACAGUCAUUUGGCUUUGUGAAUAUCUUUAUGUUGAAAUCUGGUGCUACUAACUACCGCGGCAAAAUCUAUCUGCCUCAACCCAUUACUGGACGUUAUCUCGUGGAGGCUAAACUUUCCGACUGUUGGACCAAAAAUGUCUUCCUUCCCUAUCUUCGCAUUAAAAUCUCCCAGAAUGAUUUUAAUAUCAUGGGCGGGGCAGCGGUCAAAUUCUCUCUCUAGGCGCUCGUAGAAAAUAUCCUUGGUCUGCUCGUCUUCAUUUUCCGUCGGGGCAUGGGCACAAAUAAGGUUGAUGUUGAAGAAUUUGGCUUUUAUGCGGAUUGUGGCCAGCCACUCAUCCACCGGAGUAAAGCUGGAGACAAGGCGUUUCAGUCUCCGACUAACCACAAAACCACAGCCAAAUUCAUGCCUCGUAUUAUGGCAGCUAUAGUAUAGUUCGUCACCGUUUGAUGUUGUAGUGACGCCAUUCCCAGUCCAUCGCACUUCCUGUAAGGCGGUAAUAUCUGCCUUGUACUUCUCUAAUACAUCCGCCAGCGCGUAUACUGCACCUUCUCUAUAAAGAAUGCGGACAUUCCAGGUGCAGAUCCGCAAAUCGUGGUCCUUUUUUUCGUUUGCUUAGGUCGUCAACGUUGGGGGUUCCGUUUUUACUAUUCCUUUGUUUCUCAUAGUUUUCCGGGGCGGGUUACUGAUCCAGCGCCCCAACCGUAUGGGUUUUAUGUUAUUGCACAUGUAUCCCUCGCUAUGGCGAGCCGCUUGAUCCAAGAUCCGACGCUCGCCUCCAGCCGCCCCUAACGUGGAAACAGACGCUGAUGUUGGCCAUUAAUUAUUUGAUGGCGCUAUUAACUCGCCUUGUCAUCUCGAGUAUCAUUGGCACUCAGUAUUUAAUUAAGAGCCAGUGCCACCCGACUCCUCACUGAGACUCUUCAGCCUUUCCUUACUGGUUUGAUAUUGUAACUACGGAUAUGGUCGCCCUGGUAUCCAAGUUAGUAGCGUGCUCGGAUUACCAAAAGUCUAAGUGAGUCUGUUUAUAAAAUAGACUACCACACCUACAAACCUAACUAUGGAGUUGUGAUUUAUUGUAAAAUAAGAUGAUAAAUAUGUGUCUAUGGUGUUGACUAUCCAAAGUUCUUCCUAACCUUUUCACAAAACUGGGCCUUCAAAUCAAAAUCAAUUUUGUGCCAAUCGUAAAUCUAGAUCAACGUAAUCGAUCAAAUACAUAAUGGCAUCGUUAUCUGAUAUUUGGAAAAUUUCCCAAAUAUAUUUUAAACAUGCGUUCUAAGAACCCCAUCAUAAAUGGAUCGCAUACAUUUUCAGGAAACAACAGGUUUUUCAGUAGUCAUACUGCUUUCUAAAAUUGCAUUCUGCUACAGCAGCAGAACUAUAGCUGAAAUUUGUGACUUGAGCAAGUAAAGGAUAGAAUUCCUUAUUGCGAAUUAGAUGGCGCUGCUGAUUCCAACCUAAUCCGCUUCUGCGGGUUCAUGUGUGACGACUGAGCGCAUGCCUGUGUAUGUAGAACCCGUAACUGCGGGCUUACCGAUAUCUUAUUCGGCUACCGAUUACAGAAAUAUUCGAUCUGAAUCUAUUGGGUUGCCCAAAAAGUGGCUUGUGGUCUAUUUAUUCGUCUUCUACCUAUUCCUAUGGGCGAAUCUGCGUUAUUUUAAGUAAUAUAUACUUUUAUUCGGGGUUUCCAGCUGCCAUUAGCUGUUGUAAAUAAAUAAAUAGUAUCAAAAAUAACUACGGGCAGUCAGCAGACAGUAUUUGGUAUUAUCGGCAGACUUUUCUGUGAGUGUAACAGUUGUUAAAAAUUAACAUUUGCGGCUUUGAAAUUUGCUAUAUAUCAGUUCUAAUCCGCUGACACGAGAACGGAACGUAAAAUAUUGCCCUAACGGUUAUGUUCAGUAGUCACUUUCAAACGUAUUCUUAAGACAACCGAACAAUUAUGGGUGAGAGUCUUGGGACCUGUCGCACCAAGCCACCCAAUUGAGAGCAAGGCACCUUUUAUACUUCCAGCACUCAAGAAAAUUUUUAUUUACCAAAUCUAAAAUCUACCAAAUUUUCUAUAAACAAAAAAUGCUACUGCAUUUUUUCUUUUUAUACUUUUGAACUAUGGCUGCGGUGUCGGAGUCGAGCAAUUUUCCCUGGAGUCGGAGUCGAAAAAAUAACCUUGACUUCGACACCAGACAAAAUAGAAAAAAUGUUUCAACAAAAAAAAAAUUGUUAUAUAAAAAAAAUCAUUAAAAUUUAGUCCUUAAAAAAAGUGUUUGAAUUCUUGUCUUAAAGAAAAAAAAUUCAAAACUUUGUCUUUAAAUUUUGUCAUUGAAAUUAUAGCUCUAGAAAAAUUUAGUUGAAAUAUUGUCUUUAGAAACAAUUGAAAAAAUCCUUUAAAUUUUAUCUUUAGAAAAAAUUUCAUUGGAAUUUUGUCUUUGCAGAAAAUUUGAUCAAAAUUUUUUUCAAUGGAGGAAAUUUGAUCGAAAUUUCGUCUUUAGAAAAAAUUUUAUUGGAUUUUAGUCUUUAAAAAAAUAUUAUAGAAAAUUUCAUCGAAUUAGUCUUAAGAAAUAACCUUAUUGAAAGUUUCAUUUAGAAAAACUUUGGAAAAGUAUCAUUAAAAUGUUGUCUUUAAUAAUAACUUUCUUUGAAAUUUUACCUUUAAAAAUGUCCUUAAAUUUUUUUUAAAUUUUGUCUUUAAAAAACAUUUGAUAGAAAAAUUCUACAUAAAAAUUGCAUUUACAUGUUGUCUUUAGAAAACACUUCAUUGAAAUUGUGCAUGUGUUUGCAAAAAAUUUCAUUAAAAUUUUAUGUUUGAAAAAAAUGUCUCUGAAUUUUGUAUCACAGGACAAAAAUUGUUUGAUUAUAUUAGUGAAAUUUUCACUUUUUAGGUUUUCCAUAUUUAUCCUGCAAUGGAUAUUUAGGAAUAUUGAAAACUUGCACAUGUUUUUUGAAUAAGCUCAGUUUUCGGACAGUAUGAAAGCCCAAUUCAGGAAAAAUUUGCUCCACUAAUCACUUGAGAAAAACGUACGUGGUACGAAACAAUUUUUAAGUACAUUUUUUUGAUUAUAUUUUUGUAUAAAUUAAAAUUAAUGUACCAAAAAAAUUCGUUGUCAUUCGUUCCGACGGGAUCGUGAUUUCGUCUAGCUAAAAUUGGAAAAAAGGCCGUAGUCUACUCCUUGAUACCUUUCAUUUGGUACCCAUAUUGCCUAGGGCUAAAGGGGGUUCAAAAUUCUCAAGGUCUCGUAGGUCCUUCCCAGGUCCAAUUUUUAUAUUUUGUUUUUACAUAUUCUUAAUCUAUUUGCUCAUACCUUCCAUUUGAUACCCAUAAUGCCUUGGUUGGGUAUCACGACACUUUAGUGGUGUGUAUAAAAUAGAGCAUUUUUAAGUGCCCGGCGUGGAUUCCGGAGUCGGAGUCGAGUCAAAAUUGGUCGCCGCAGCCCUAUUUUGAACACAUCGAAUUAUUAAUUUACAACUUCAAUGCAUACAUGCUAGAUCGUCUUAAAACUUGUGUCAGUCAGUCUGUUGAAACCAGGCUACAACCAUUAAAAAUAAUAGCCAUAGUCAGGUGAAGAUCUCCCCAUAUACACCAAUCUCCGGAAAGACUUUCUAGGCCUUUAAAAUCAUAUAUUUGCACCGAUUUCACCGAAAUUUGCAAUAGUGAAUUGUAUUAAAUUCGUCGACAACCGUGCCGAGUUUGACCAUAAACCCCCAUCUCUCGAAACCAUAAAAUGGGAAUUAAGCAACUGAUUUCGCUCAAAUUUGGAACAGUGAGUUGCAUUGUAGCCCUCAACAACCGAGUCUGCGCCAGAUCGGAACUUACUUUAAUAUAACUGCCAUACCGACCAAUCUUUCGAUUUAGGGAAUUUAUAGCAUAAUAGACGCAUUUUGAGUUAUCCCCGAUGAUGUCUGCCAGGCCUUCCCUCAAAGCAGUAAACCAAACCUAAGUCAAAAACGAAUUUGUAUUAAAAAAAAUUAAUGGGAGCUUAAAUUCGACCUGGCCGAAUCUCAAUUCCAUGGAAGCAGGUUGUACGUGCCGGAUUGACCCGAUGGAGUCUUUUAUCGGCAAGGGCUGUCGCCUAAACCUGGUCGAAUAUUAUUAUAAACCUCAGCCAAGUUAGGUUAGGUUGAAAAAUGGGUGCGGAUAUUAAUCCGCCCCAUGCCACUAUGGACACACAACUAUGCCAGUAAUCGGUUAGUUGUGCGCUCUAAAUACUAAAAAGUAACAUCGAAAAAGAAAAUCUAAGUUGGGAAUUCCUUGCUAAUUACAAAAUUUUUAACAGCUUUCCAUACCACUUCCAUAAGUUGAGUUAUGUCUGGUAUUGUGUCGCCACAAUUUUGCUAGCCGCGAAAGCCGGGCAAUUCUCAAAUGUCUUAUCAUCCUCCCUGCAUGACCUACACACAUAUAUUUCCAUAGGCAGAUUAGGCGAGUUGUUAUAUAAAGUUAGAUUAUAGUGGCAGUCAGAAUUGGCACACUUAGACAAUAUUUAUCCGUCGUAAUAUCACAGCAGCGACAGACCAAAGCCGCUCGUGGGAAUCGAACCCACGACCCCUUGCACUGGUUGUUGUUAUUGUUGUAUCAGUGUGUUGUGUUUUAUAUUUUGUCUGCUUGGUUGUGUUGUAUAUCCAAAUGCAGAAACACUGCGUCUAAGGUGGGGUGCGUCAAGAGAAAUUUGGGUCAGAGACGAGUGUGUCUGGCUGGGCAGGUGACGUGUGUCGUGUGAUCCCACGUCGCAAUUGGGACCCACAUCCUGUACGUUAGCAUCUAUGUAUGGGCUGUAGGAUUUGAGGCGGUCAAGUCUCAGAAUAAUAGUAGGGUUCUAGAACUAUGACAAAAAUAGAGAUGGAUCUUGGGCUAUAAUUUCGUAUUAAAGAUAUUUAAUAUUACAGUCAGGAUUCACUAAAAGAAGGUUAAGUCACUUGCGAGAAUAUAAAUUUGAUAGGGCUAUUGUGAAUGUUAAUAAAUGUCAGUAAACAUUUAUUUAUUUUUAUUUUGUAUAUUUUGUUAAUUCAAUUUGAGUGUGAACAAUAGUAAGUUUGACAACCUUAAUGACGAAAAUUAAAAAAAAAAAUAUGUGUGUCGGCUGAUCGCUUGGUUUAACCUUGUUAAAUUGAUCCUGGGCCUAAUCUUGUUAAGUGAAUCGUCUAUGACAGUAUAUAUGUAUUGGGUAAAGUACAGCUAAUAGACAGUGUUGCCGAGUGCGGUUAAUGGGGUAUUUGUAUCAUAGAGGCGUUUUCGUAAUAAAUACGACACAAAUGUAACACAUCAAGGUACGGCCCUUGAAGCCAUCACAUCUAAUAUCGUUGAAAAGUCUUCUAACCAAAAAGGGAACGUGUCCCAUAGUGGUUGGUGUGUGUUGUGAUCUCUGGCUUUUCUUUUCCAUUUGCAUAUAUAUACAUAUAUCUAUAUAUAUAUGUGUAUAUAGUUUCCUACAAUACAAUUGCUUGCAUGGAAUAGGACGGUUCAUGACGCUAGCAAAAGCUAUUUCAAUAAAAUCCGAAUCGAUCAAUUAAUGUUGAAUCCUUAAGCUUGAUUGGAGUUAGGGAACAUAAUUUAAAUGCAUGUCACAUCGCCCAUUACAAAAAUAUGUACUCGUUGUUUCAUAUUAAAACAAGCCAACACUGAUUUAUAACUUCCAACUGCCCUUGGAGAAACAAAAAGCGCCUGGAGGAAACAUUUUCAAAGCAAAUGGAAGAUAUGGAGUCUUUAUAUGGGGGAGCCGCCAUUGUGUCUGUACAUGCGGAUGCG